AUGGCUGACCGCUUCUUCCCCAACGACUUCGUCGCCGAGGCUGAGGCCUCCGACGGCGACGGCGAGGGGCACCGCCCCGCGGGGCUUCGGGGCCUGCUCUCACUUCCGUACAGUAGGCUCUCCGACCGCUUCGUCCGCGCCGCGCGCCGCCUCAAGGACAAGGUGGUGGAGGAGACGUGGGUGAAAGCCGGGCGGAAGGUGACGGACUACACGCUCUACACGGGCUCUCUCGGGACAGCGCUGCUGCUGUUCAAGUCCUUCCAGGUCACCGGAGACCUCGGGGACCUCGCCCUCGCCGCUGACAUCGUCCGCGCGUGCGAUGAAGCGUCGCGGGGCCUGCCGUUCUUGACAUUCAUAUGCGGGAGGGCCGGUGUCUGCGCUCUUGGAGCGGUGAUUGCCAAGCAUUGUGAUGAUCAGCUGAGGGUCACUCAAUAUCUGAGCUCCUUUGAUGAGAUAACAGUCACUGAGAAAGUUCCAAAUGAACUGCUGUAUGGAAGGUCAGAUGAGCAGGAUGAUGUAAAGAACACCCUGCGGUAUAUGAUCAAGAACAAGUUUCCCAGUGGCAACUAUCCCUCAAGUGAAGGCAAUGAAUCGGAUCGCUUGGUGCAUUGGUGUCAUGGUGCCCCAGGUGUUGCUCUUACGCUUGCUAAAGCAUAUGAGGUAUUCCAUGAUGAUUAUUUCAAGCAAGCAGCUGCAGAGGCUGCUGAGGUGGUUUGGAACCGAGGGCUUCUGAAGAGAGUCGGAAUAUGUCACGGUGUAAGCGGGAAUGCCUAUGUGUUUCUCUCACUCUACAGACUAACCGGUAAUGUUGAGUACCUCUACCGGGCAAAGGCUUUUGCCUGCUUUCUUCUGGAGAAAGCUGAUCGGUUGAUAGCCGAGGGAACCAUGCAUGGUGGACUGGUGAAUGCAAAAUCACACUGCUUGAUCCGCAAUGCAAUUAUCAUCAGCUGCCACCUCCUAUACUUUGUUCUACACUUCUACUUGGAUGAGGUCAUGAGGAUGGGAAUCUCAUUGCCAGUGAGCCCUUGGGAAAGCAGGCGAGCGACCCCUGCAAAGCUCGGAGUCGUCGAUCCCCUGCAGCGGCCGGCGGCAGGCCCUUUCAGGCGGGCGCCGGGCAGUGUCGAUCCCUUGCAGCUCGCCGGCAAAGCCGCAAGCCCUUGCAGGCGAGCGAUGGCUAAAGAAGCCAGGAAGAAAGCUAUUGAUGACAUGGAUCCUAAGAUGAAAGAGGCAUUCGAGAAUAUCAAAUUUUACAAAUUUUAUCCUGUGAAAACCCCAGACACGCCUGAUGUAAACAAUGUAAAGGCUAGGUACAUCAACAGAUACUACAGGAAUGCCCAUUAUCUGAUGUGA
This is a messenger RNA of Miscanthus lutarioriparius, 1350 nucleotides long. NCBI's taxonomy places the organism in Eukaryota, Viridiplantae, Streptophyta, Magnoliopsida, Poales, Poaceae. The record is from the annotation of a GenBank genome assembly.